Messenger RNA from Sinocyclocheilus rhinocerous, 1627 nucleotides. RefSeq names its product sideroflexin-1-like. Lineage: Eukaryota; Metazoa; Chordata; Actinopteri; Cypriniformes; Cyprinidae. The coding region runs from base 132 to 1106 and encodes 324 amino acids. The transcript has 11 exons. Gene Ontology annotation, molecular function: monoatomic ion transmembrane transporter activity. The record is from RefSeq and is a predicted model, not a curated record. Gene Ontology annotation, cellular component: mitochondrial inner membrane. Gene Ontology annotation, biological process: monoatomic ion transport; serine import into mitochondrion.
GUGGCGUUUACUGCAGCGUUCUUCACCUUCAUUCGUAAAUACCAAAUUAGCCUCAGCGCGUGAGACUGAUAUCUGCUGCGGAGUGCUGUGAUUUGGUCUGACGGCGAGCUUUGCACUGUUGCACUUGUACCAUGGCAGCUGAGUGUACCAUCUCCACCUCCAUAAACAUUAAAGAGCCACGCUGGGAUCAGGGAACAUUUGUGGGUCGAGCAAAGCAUUUCUUCACUGUCACAGACCCGAGAAACAUCCUCCUGUCCAAUGAACAAUUAGAAAAAGCGUGUCAGAUUAUUCUGGAUUACAAAAAAGGGGUGGUAACACCAGGUCUCACAGAAGACGAGCUAUGGAGGGCGAAGUAUGUUUUUGACUCAGCAUUCCAUCCAGACACAGGCGAGAAAAUGCUCCUGAUUGGUCGCAUGUCUGCUCAGGUCCCCAUGAACAUGACCAUCACUGGAUGCAUGAUGACGUUCUACAGAACGACUCCAGCAGUUCUGUUUUGGCAGUGGAUCAAUCAGUCUUUUAAUGCAAUAGUCAACUACACCAACAGGAGCGGAGAUGCCCCCAUCACAGUAAACCAGCUUGGCACAGCAUAUGUAUCAGCCACUACAGGAGCCGUGGCUACUGCGUUAGGACUAAAUGCAUUAGCAAAGCAUGUGUAUCCACUCAUAGGACGCUUUGUUCCUUUCGCUGCUGUAGCUGCUGCUAACUGUAUUAAUAUUCCACUCAUGAGACAACGGGAACUCAAACACGGCAUUCCAGUAACAGAUGAGAACGACAAUCGGUUAGGAGAAUCUUCAAAGGCAGCUCAACAGGCCAUCACACAAGUGGUGGUUUCCAGAAUCCUCAUGGCCUCUCCGGGAAUGGCAAUCCCUCCGUUUUUAAUGAACUCUUUGGAAAAGAAGGCCUUCCUCAAGAGGUUUCCGUGGAUGAGUGCACCCAUUCAAGUUGGCUUGGUUGGGUUCUGCCUUGUGUUUGCAACCCCAUUGUGCUGUGCGUUAUUCCCACAAAAGAGUUCUAUGGCAGUGAGCCGUUUGGAACCAGAGCUGCAGGAGAAGAUUCGAGCCAGUCAUCCUGGAGUAGAGACGGUCUACUUCAACAAAGGACUGUAAAGACAAACGUUGGUGAAUCUGCUCUCUACUGUAAUGGUCUCAUGUUCAUCUAAAUCAUCUCUUUGUGUGCCAAAGUUCACCCGUUCCUCUCCAGGACAUCCCAACUCAUUUGUCAUUUUGUAAGAUGUUUUUUAAUUGUUUUUAAGCUUGUCGUUGCUGAUCUUUGCCGAUCUUUUUGUCUGACAUGUAUGACGGUGCAUACAUGUAGCAUUGUGUUUUUUUUAUUUUUAUAUUUGAAAUAAUUUUGUUUGCUGCCAGAUUAUUCCAUGUGCCAUUCAAUGUCAUUUUCAGUAAGGAUCAAAGAUGGCUGGUGUUGACCUUGUUUUUCUUUUCCGUUAGUCUGUGUUGCAUUGUUAUUGUCAGUAUUUUGUCUUUAUCUCUUCAUGAGGGUUGCAGUUUAUACGUUACUGCCCAAUUUCAUUUCAGUUUCAAGCAAAAUCAAGGGACCUCUUAAUGACAAUAGUGCAAUCCGUUGAAAACGUUGCCAAAUACAAACCUCUGCUGCACAUUUCCUUAGUUAU